Messenger RNA from Spea bombifrons (plains spadefoot toad), 1225 nucleotides. RefSeq names its product carboxymethylenebutenolidase homolog (gene CMBL). The record is from RefSeq and is a predicted model, not a curated record. Lineage: Eukaryota; Metazoa; Chordata; Amphibia; Anura; Pelobatidae. Bases 227 to 967 code for a protein of 246 amino acids. The transcript is spliced from 6 exons. Gene Ontology annotation, molecular function: hydrolase activity.
AUGUUUUCUCAAAAGCCACGCCUCUCGAGAUAGCAUUGCUAUUGGUCACUGGUCGAGUGCGUGACACGCCUUAAUUUCUAGUAGUUUUUAUACUGCUUUUUCAUUAAGUCUUUGGUGGGCUGUGCUUAAUUGUGAGGCUUUGGAGCGAAACCCACUUCUGAUAACAGCAGGAAAAUCUACUGCUUCACAGACAAAGAACACUGCUUUGUUUCCGUACAGCUUCAUAAUGGCAAAUGAGGCACGACCCUGCCCAUGUGACAUUGGCGAUAAGUUUGAACAUGAAGGACAAGGAGAAGAAAUACAGAUUGAACACAUAAAAGCAUAUGUGUGUAAACCUAAAUCCAGCACUGACAAAGCAAUCAUUGUAGUCCAGGAUAUUUUUGGAUGGGAGCUUCCUAAUACAAGAUUCAUUGCUGAUCUACUCUGUGCUCAUGGAUACAUAGCAAUCUGCCCAGAUUUUUUUGUGGGAAAAGACCCUUGGAAACCAACAGAUGACUGGUCUGUUUUCCCUGAAUGGCUGAAAUCUCGACAAGCAACAAACGUUGGCAAAGAGACAGAUGUAGUUCUGAAGUAUCUCAAAGAACAGUGUCAUGUCAAAAAGAUUGGAGUAAUUGGCUUUUGUUGGGGAGGAACCGUGACUCAUCACCUGAUGUUAACUUAUCCAGAACUAAAGGCUGGGGUUUCAUUUUAUGGUAUAAUGCUUGAUCAAGCUAGCAGAUAUAAUUUGCUAAACCCAACCUUAUUUAUUUUUGGUGAAUUGGAUCCUGUCAUUCCCCUUGAACAGGUAACUGUACUAGAGGAAAGAUUAAAAGAACACACAAAAGUUGAUUUUGAGGUAAAGGUAUUUCCAAAACAGACACAUGGAUUUGUACACAGAAAGAAAGAAGACAUAAACCCUGAAGAUAAACAUUACAUUAAUGAAGCAAGAAAGAACAUGAUAGAUUGGCUUAACAAAUAUAUCAACUAAAUUGCAGAUAUUCACCUGAUGUUAAACUGUGUUUUAACUCUAUUUCCACAGUUAAUAAAUAACAAGAAAUUCUCAAUGCUUAUAAUAGCCACACCAGAUGAGUAAAAUGCCUCUCCUCAUAUAAUUUUAGAAAUAUUUUGACUACUACUACUACUGCUGGAAGUGAACACAUUUUAAGAGGAACUGUGUUUUGAAGGAAGAUGUCAUUUUUACUUGGCUAAAAUGUCUUAAAAAUGGAUAAUUUCUCUUGAUCUAAAA